AUGGAGUUUGAAUAUUCUUUGGCAAAGGCCAAGCUUCCAGUUAUCAACUUGUCCAUUGAAAAUGUAAGCCCUGAAAGCACCAACUGGCUAGAAAUAUGCAGCCAUUUGAGGGCUGCUCUUGAAGAAUAUGGAUGUUUUUUGGGUGAAUUUGGGAGUGCCACACCAGAGCUUGAUGAUGAAAUCUUCAAGGGUUUGGAAGAGCUUUUUGAUUUGCCCUUAGAAACUAAAAUGAAAAAUGUGUCUGAUAAGCCUUACCAUGGAUUUUUGGACCAUAGGACUCCUUUCGUUCUGCCUCUCCAUCAAAGCUUUGGGAUUGAAAAUUCAGAAAGUUUUGAAGCUGUACAGUCUUUUGUGAACCUCAUGUGGCCAUCUGGAAAUCGUCGUUUCUGUGAAAAUGUGUUUUCAUACACAAAGAUGGUAUCAGAGAUGGAGAAACUAGUAAAAGUGAUGGUUUUUGAGAGCUAUGGAGUGAAAAAAUACUAUGAUUCUCACAUUGCUUCAACCACUUACCUCUUAAGAACCAUGAAAUAUAGAAUCCCAGAGAUGGGUGAGGAGAAUAUUGGAGCAGAUGCUCACACAGACAAGAGUUUCUUCACCAUUCUUCAUCAAAAUGAAGUCAAUGGCUUGGAAAUCAAAACAAAAGAUGGCCAUUGGCUUGGAGUUGAAUUCACUCCAAAUUCCUUCUUGGUCAUGGCUGGAGAUGCUUGUUUGGCAUGGAGCAAUGGGAGAAUCCACUCAGCCACCCAUCGAGUUAUGAUUGAGGGAACUAAAGAGAGAUAUUCGACUGCCCUAUUUUCAUACCACAAAGGAAUUAUUGAAAUUCCAUAUGAGUUGGUGGAUGAGAAACAUCCCUUAAGAUUUCAUCCAUUUAACCAUUAUGGAUUACUUGCUUAUUUUUCCACACAUGACUCUCAUAAAAUGCCUUCCACUGCCAAAGCUUAUUGUGGAGUUUGA
Momordica charantia (bitter melon) is the source of this 954-nucleotide messenger RNA. RefSeq names its product deoxypodophyllotoxin synthase-like. The record is from RefSeq and is a predicted model, not a curated record. Lineage: Eukaryota; Viridiplantae; Streptophyta; Magnoliopsida; Cucurbitales; Cucurbitaceae.